AAAUCUCUAUUAAUAGGCAGUAUAUACAGACCGACAGUUGGAGAGCCAUUAUAAAGGUCAGCAGGUAAUCGUGGGGGCUCAAUGUGAUCCUGUUUCGAAUCCAUUUGUGAUGCGGUCUUUGAAUCCUUAUAUAGCAUCUUAAUUCUAUGAUCCUUCUCUCUAGUUCUGCAGUUAAUGCUAUGUAAUUAGUUUCCAGUAAGUUUACCAGAUAUUUUGGAAGUGUAGGUCCUACUAAUGCUAGCAUAUUGUGGCCUACUAAAGGGUCAUUACCUAGCGAUUGUUUAGUUCGUUUAUAUCUGGCGAAAAACAACCACCUUCUUACCUCGUACACACACAUCUUCUAUGAAAUCAUUUGAGAGGGUUAUGUCCCUGAAUGCGGUCUUAGUCUGUGAAGGGCCAACGUUUGCCUUUAUAGAGUGUUGUAAUAAAGGUUUUUACUUCUCCUGUAUGCUUCUAUGUCUGUAUUUCAAACUUAGUGUCUUCACUUCCAGACAGAGUUCAAGGUACUUUUGUAACCUCAAGGAAAUGAAACCUUCACUGGUUGGGACUGUGGCCAUCCUCGUGUUAAUGAGUUCAUGGGACAUGAUAGAAGGUAGACCACGCAUUUCUCGGCAGGCCGACAUGAACAUUGAUACUCCAGUAGUGAACACUUCAUAUGGUCCUGUCAAAGGGAGACGCUUUGACUUUGGAGGUUCUCAAACUUUGGAGAUAUACCUCGGCGUCCCGUACGCAAGACCUCCAACAGGAGCAUACAGAUUUGCUCGGCCAGUUGCCCCUGAUGCCUGGACACAGACCAGAGAUGCUACUGUACAUGGUGCCAAGUGUAUUCAGAGGAUAAUCACAGGGGACCCACCAUUAGAAAAUGUCCCAUUUAGUGAAGACUGCCUCUUUGUGGAUGUGUAUACUCCAGGAAGCGCGAACAAGACUGGACUCCCUACCAUGAUGUUUAUACACGGUGGAGGCUUUUACGGUGGCAGUGGAGCAUUGUAUAACUUCACAAAUGUUGCUCUUAAAGGAGUUGUUGUCGUCUCAGUCAGUUACAGGUUGGACAUAUUUGGCUUCCUGUCAACGCUAGAUGACGCGAUUCCGGGCAACUUUGGACUUCUGGACCAGGCUUUUGCUUUAGAUUGGAUCAAAUCAAACAUUGACAAGUUUGGUGGAGACCCAAAUAAAAUAACUGUAUUUGGUGGCAGCGCAGGGGCAGUAAGUGCCUCCUUCUUCCUGUUAUCUCCCCUGACACAAGGGAAAUUCCAAAACGCCAUCCUGCAGUCAUUGUCUGGCCUGUGUAACUACAGCCACCACAAACAGGACGUGGACGCCUUCAACUAUCCAGUGAAAAUCUCUAAAGAGAUCGGAGAGCUCUUGAACUGUUCACUUCCGGCACAAAAUUUUUCCCGCCUUCUGUUGGAAUGUCUCAGAAAACUUCCGGCUGAAGUUAUCAUCAACCAAAGCGUCGCACUGCAGGAACAAAAGUAUGGCGACUCCCUAUUCUACCCAGUCAUCGAGAAAACAUUUGGGUUUCUCCCGGACACGCCCGCAAAACUUCUGGACAAGUUGGACCCUAAGUUUUACGUGCCGACAAUCUACGGCUACACUUCUGAAGACGGCAGCUGGCUUGUCAACGACAACGAGAAUGAUGGUGUCGAUGUGAGAGAGUUUCAGACCAGCAUCAAUUUGACUGUUGCAUCUCUGUACGAGCCUGCGGACCGAAGCACCGUCCUGUCCAAAGCUCUCGCCACCUAUCUCCCCAAGGACUCGCUUAGCGUUACCAAGCUCGCGCUCAGGGAUCGACUCGUUCGCGCUCAGACAGACUCAUUCGUCGUUGGGUGCAUGGUGCACGAAGCUCAACUUUUUGCCGCCAAAACACAGAAUUCCAAAACCUAUUUUUACGAGUUCGCUCACAGGCCAAGUUACUCAAAGUACCCAGAUUGGUUGGGCGUGGCUCACGCCGACGAAAAAGGCUUCGUCCUGGGCCUACCACUUGGCCCAGACCCAUUCAAAUAUCCAGUUAACAAUGCAGACGAUCAAGCCGUUGCCAACUUUAUUGUCAGUGCCUGGACCAAUUUAGCUAAAUAUGGCGACCCUUCACCACAAGGUUCAGGCUUGGUUCCCUGGCCGGCCAUUGAUCCGAAAUCGUCCGACAUUUCGAUUAUGCAGAUUAAAAUCAAACCGAGUGUUAAAAAAUUUGACCGACCGGAAGCGCUUGAUGUUUGGGUAAAUUUUGGCAGCAGUAUCAGUAAUGGCAUGGGCCAUAAUCCAGAUAUAUUCAUGGUUAUUUUUUUUACUGGGUUACGGUUUCUUUAGUUCUGUAGCUAGCGUAUAGAGUACAACUUGAAAUUCAAAUUUUACAGUUAUACUUCAACAGUAUAAAUGAUGUUGUCAGCUUUGAAAAAAAAAAAGGUUUAUACUCUGAACGCACAGAGUAAAAACAAAAACUAAUCGAAGAGCUUCACAUUCCCGAUUCCAUUUCUUUAUACAUAUUUCUGACUAAAUAAACCUCAAAAUAUUUUCAAUUAAAUUUUAUUCAAAGCAAUUUAAAUCUAUUGUAGAGCAGGCACGUGACCUGAUCUGAGAUUCUCAAAACUGUUCCUAUUAUCAACCAUUAUCAAUGACAAAAUGAACUGUAUAUCUAGCCAGUCCCAUUGGAAUAAUUUUAAGUCGUUUCAAUUUAUUAUGGAAGAGUUUCGUUUUGUAGAAAUCUAUACAUAGAAUUGAACUUAAAAGCACUUUAUUGUUUGUGGUCUAUUAAAAAUGUUUGAUUGUACAUAACAUGAGAUUACAAAUAUCACAAUGAUUGUCAACUGAAUGGACCUCAUUCAUCAAUUGUAAACAAGAUGAGGUCUAUUGGAAUGGUUAAAAAAUCGUUGCUGUAAAUGUGUACAUGAUACAUUGUUAGUAUUUGUCUCCUGCGCACGUUUCGGAUCAAUAUUUUAUGUAGAACUAUGUUAGGGUCCCAUAUAGCCCCGUGUGUUCUUAGACACCGAUCGAUAUGACAGCCAUGGUUUAAUGAUAUUUUAUGUAUAUAAUAAAGUCUAUUACGUUCUUUAUGUACUGUUUUAUUCAUUCAACUGGCUUGUUAGUUUUUUUUAAAGCCAAACGAAUUUGAUAUGCAGAUAGAAACGAAAUGUAAAUAUUUUAUUGUAUCCAAACUUUUAUUCCUGAAACAUUCAGAGUGCUCUUUUC
Biomphalaria glabrata is the source of this 3183-nucleotide messenger RNA. Its product is annotated as cholinesterase 1-like. The transcript has 9 exons. Lineage: Eukaryota; Metazoa; Mollusca; Gastropoda; Planorbidae. The record is from RefSeq and is a predicted model, not a curated record. The coding region runs from base 343 to 2304 and encodes 653 amino acids.